Messenger RNA from Danaus chrysippus (African queen), 300 nucleotides. NCBI's taxonomy places the organism in Eukaryota, Metazoa, Arthropoda, Insecta, Lepidoptera, Nymphalidae. The record is from the annotation of a GenBank genome assembly.
AUGUUGGGAUUUGGCUCAAAGCCCAUAGGCCUGGGAAGACUACUAGGACAUCAUUACAUUUGUCUCCUCUGCGGACACUCUCUAGAUGCACAAGUCAGUCAUGCACUUCAUAAGAACACUAUUCGUGAAUCAAGAAUUUAUAAUGUCAUACAAGAAUGGAUUAUUCCUUGUAAUAUUCAAGCGACAAGUCAUAUAUGUCACAAAUGUUGGAUGGCUGCCAACAGAGCUUCUGUCCAAAUGACCUCAGGCCCGUCAACAUCAUUGGGACAAGACAAUCCUCAAAUAGUUGAAUCACAUUAA